Molecule: messenger RNA, 2698 nt
Organism: Vitis vinifera (wine grape)
Lineage: Eukaryota; Viridiplantae; Streptophyta; Magnoliopsida; Vitales; Vitaceae
Product: protein NDL1
Exons: 11
Coding region: 1405-2409 (334 amino acids)
Source: RefSeq, a predicted model, not a curated record
GUUAUUAUUAUUUUUAAUGUAUUCGUUUCAAAAUCGAUGUUUUUGAAUUCUAUUAAAAAAAAAAACUGAAGAUUUUUUUUUGGGAGGAUUUUAACAUUGUUUUUGGCCAAUGCUCAGUUUGGUUUCGGAGAAAAUGUUGGAAAAGAGACGGAAUUGAAUAGAUUUCGUCUUCGGUUUCUUUUUUCUUUUAAUUGUCCCAUCGUCCAAACGCCGGGUUAGGGUUUUUGGCUGUUUUGUUAUUCUGCAUUUUGUCACUCCUCACUUCUGCAUCUCAUGGGGGAUUUUUUGAUUUGGUGACUGCUUUAGAUCUGUUGACUCUUUAUAUGCUUUUUUCUUCUUUUUUUUCCUUCUUAAAUUCUUGCCGGUAUCGAAGGAGUUUCUUGCCUUUUACGUAUCUGGCAGUUUUCACAUUUUGAGAAGUUUUCAGAUUCCUUUUAAUUUAUUUUCUUGUUGUAAAAAUGAUAUAUUUCAAGUAUCUGAAGAUAUAUAUUUUUCUUUUGAUUCAUUUUUUGUGCCCUCUGUUUGGUUUCUGAGGUACUGAGGAAAAAGAAAACAAAGAAAAAAAAGAACAUGAAAUUUCUAGACUUCUCUUUCAUUUUUUUUUUUGGAUUUUAAAAAGAGGAUUGAAUCAGGCUUAACUAAUGAUUAAUUUUAGAUUAAAAUUGUAACUUUAAAUACAAAAUUAGGAUUUCCUUAACAACCCAAAAGUUAUUUAUGAAUUAGUUAUAUACUGCAAGUCUGCAACCACUCUUUUGAUUUCUUUAGUAGUUUAUUCUUUCUAUUCUUUAUUUUUUCCUCAUUCUCUUUGUUGUUGCUUCUGACUACUCCCAAUGCCUUUUUUAUUGCCCAAAGAAAUUGGAAUCUAUUGGUGAAUUCGUUCCUUGGUCUUACUCAAAGUAUGUUACAGCCCAUUGAAGAAACCUUAGCAAAACCUUUCCUCGUUCUGUCUUACUUCUUUUUAUUGGUGCGAUCAGAUGUAGCAGUUACGUUUUCUUUCCUUUUCCUUUUUAAUUGGUUAUAUUCAAUCAGUGUAAAUGUCAAUGUCUGCUUUAAAAAAUGCCUAUCAAAAAUGUCUUCUUUGAAAAUAUGAGAUUCCAUGCUCACCUUUUAAACUGUCCUUACUUUUUUUAAGAAUAUAAUGAUUGAAAUCAUAAGCCCUUCUUUCUUUUGUUCUUUAUUUUACAAAUAUGGGUCUUAUUGUGAUAUAGCAAAUUGGUUUAGGUUGAUGAAAAAGGGGCUAGUGCACAUGCAUAGCUCCUUUUGGGAAUAAAAAUUUGUUGAUAGAGCUGGAUUUCCCUAUAUUUGAAGGGUGUACACUGCAAGCGCACAAACCAAAUGAUUUCUCUUAGUUAAUUGAAGACACUUAUUUUCUGACAAUACUGAUAUAUGUGAUUGGAAAUUAUUAUGGAACAUCAUAUAAGAACUGGCCGUGGUACUGUGUCUGUUAUUGUCUAUGGUGACCAAGAGAAGCCUGCACUGAUUACUUAUCCUGAUUUAGCUCUAAAUCAUAUGUCUUGUUUCCAAGGAUUAUUCUUUUGUCCUGAAGCAGCUUCUUUGUUGCUACAUAACUUCUGCAUUUACCAUAUCAGUCCUCCUGGGCACGAGUUGGGAGCUGCUUCUAUCUGUCCAGAUGAGCCUGUGCCUUCUGUUGAUGACUUGGCAGAUCAAGUUAUUGAGGUUCUCAACUAUUUUGGUCUAGGUGCAGUGAUGUGCAUGGGGGUGACAGCGGGUGCUUACAUCCUCACCCUAUUUGCGUUGAAAUAUAGGGAGCGUGUUCUUGGUUUGAUACUUGUAUCCCCUUUAUGUAAAGCACCAUCCUGGUCUGAAUGGCUGUACAAUAAGGUGGUAUCAAAUUUCCUAUAUUUCUAUGGCAUGUGUGGUUUUGUAAAGGAAUAUUUGCUUCAAAGGUACUUCAGCCAGGAGGUUCGUGGUGAUGCAGACGUCCAAGAAUCUGAUAUAGUUCAAGCAUGCAGAAAAUUGCUGGAUGAGAGGCAGAGCAUAAAUGUUUUGCGGUUUCUUCAAGCAAUUAAUGGGAGACCGGAUAUUACUGAAGGAUUGAGGAGACUGAAAUGUCGGACACUUGUAUUUGUCGGUGAUGACUCUCCUUUCCAUAGUGAGGCUCUGUACAUGACCUCAAAACUGGAUAGAAGAUACAGUGCCUUGGUCGAGGUACAAUCUUGUGGAUCAAUGGUGACAGAAGAGCAGCCACAUGCAAUGUUGAUACCAAUGGAGUACUUCUUCAUGGGAUAUGGAUUGUAUAGGCCUUACCUGCUCAGUGAAAGCCCAAGGAGCCCGCUCAGCCCGUCUUGCAUCUCACCGGAGCUUCUAUCUCCUGAAAGCAUGGGGUUAAAGCUAAAACCAAUAAAGACCCGGGUUUCACUCCAAACUGAAAAGGGGCGAGAGAGGUAGGGAAUUGGAUAUGAAGCCACCCCUGUGAGUAUAGAUAAAUUGAAAGUUUUUUUAUUCUUUUUUUUUCUUUUUUCCUUUUUCCUGAUUGGUUAAAGCAGAAGGAUAGAAAUGGCUGUAGAUAAAAAGGGAGGGGUGGGGGGUUGGAGGAGAGAUUUGAAUUCAUUCAUUUGUAGUCAGUCAUAAACCUUGUCAUUGAGCUGUAUGUAACAAUUAACUCAAAUGGACAUUUAUUUAUGAUGACGAAGAAUUAAUAAUAGAGAAGCUCCCAAGGGAAUUUAUAAGUUUAUAA